Molecule: messenger RNA, 2061 nt
Organism: Phytomonas sp. EM1
Lineage: Eukaryota; Euglenozoa; Kinetoplastea; Trypanosomatida; Trypanosomatidae
Source: the annotation of a GenBank genome assembly
AUGUCGAUAUCUGAUGUGUGCGAUGCAAUCGCUGCCAUCGACAAGGACACGACCGACAUCAAGUUAGCUGAAAUUGCGUCCAAGUGCGAGACUCACCUGGAUGGAAUUGUUGAAGUGCUCGAUGCGGUUGAGAAUACGCUGGCUUCCUCCAUUGGGGGCCAAAAGCUUAGACUUUGGAGUUUCAUCGAUCGACUUGCCAAGCAACAUUCCAUAAUUUUAGAUGCUCUUCGGCCGAAGAUGAUAUCCCUUGCCACACAUUACGCCCCGAGGCCGCAGGACGCCGAGUGGGGUGACUUUGUGGCACUCGCGAAGGGGUCCUUUGAGGUCCUCUUCGGAUCGCCAAUGAUAUCUCUGGUGCUGAUGCGGCUUGGCGAUCGGAAGGCCCUUGAUAGCAAUGGCGGCACCAUCACACAGCCCUCAACCGAGACGGCGCCGGGCAGCGAGCGCUCCCAGACGGCGCUUGCACUCCACAGCACUGCACUCCGACGGAAUGGUGCCUUCAUCACGAAGGCGGUGUCCGUAGCUCGCAAAGGAUCUCAGAAGCACAGCUUGCAGGUUAAGACGAUGGACAGCCAGAUGGCCAUGAAUGUCGCAAGCAGCUACGCCCCCUCCAGGCCGGUAGAAAUACUCGUGCCGGAGCUUCAGCCAGAUGCAGACGCUCCACGGGGUUACAUGAAGGCUCUCCCCACGGAUCACGUUAAGAACUACAACGAAAACCGGCGUAAGCGGCUGCGUGAGAUUAUGCAAAAGAAUCGUGAGGAGCAGGACCUACGGCAGCGAGAGGAGCUCCUUAAAAAGGCACGGCAGGACAGCCUUUGCGAGGCCGACUCCGCAAUGGAGGCCUCUUUGACGGGAAACACUAGCAUAUCCUCGAGGUUGCCAGAUUUCUCUGACAUCCACAUGCCCGCAGAACUGCCACGUGAUGAGUACGGCGUAAAGCGUGGGAACUUUCCUCUGGGGGUUCGUUUUAUUCGCGAUGCUAUUGCGGCCUGUGGGGGCGCUGUGGAGUUGGACGUGCUCGUGAAUCGCCUCUCCACCUUGGCGAGUAAGGAGGCGACCGCCGAGUUUGGUGAUGUGCGUGCGUUUUUGACCAUCCACAGUCCCACCUUCCGCUUGGAGCUGGAGAAGGGGCAGUGGAUUGUGCGGCUGGUGGAUCACUCCCGACCCGCGGGUGAGGGUGACGGCCUGGUAGAAAUGACCUGGGAGGCGAUGACGUGCCCGCUUUGCUCGAAGGUGGUGAAGGGGCGGAACUAUGCUUGGCACAUGAACUGCAGGGGUUGCAUCACGGCCCAGAUAGCGCUUGGGCUGCAGGGCGACUUCCAGGGCCGCGGCCCGAUCGCCGAGCUCGCCUUCCUGGCCAAGGAAUUAAUUAGCCACCGAGAUAGUUUCGACGACGGCGAUGUAGACGCUUUGACGGAGGUUUUGGCCCAUGCAAGCAACGUGCGUCGCUUCCGCCUCGCCUCGCCGAGGCAGUUCGCGCCCAUCUUAAAGGCCGUGCGCAUUGUAAGAGAUCGAUGGUUGGAUUCGAAAGGUGUUUCUGAGGUUGAUGACGUUACCAUAGAUGGCACCGACGCUUCCGUCGUGCAUCUUUUCCGUAUCCUUGGUGAAAACAUCCAUCGACUUCCCAUCGCGUGGAUCGAAACGGGUGAUGUCAUCGACAUGUGCCAUCGAUUCACAGAUCACGUUGAGCCGCCCUUCGACCCCCCACCGCGGCCGGCAGAUCCUCGUAUUAGCUUGUACAACACCUACCCGGGCUUUCUGCUGUGUGAGAGCGAGGUAGACGAUGAGGACGAUCCUAGCGCAGACGAAGAUGAGUUUUCGGACGACGAGGCUCCCGCCUUUACGUUUGCCGCGCCUGUGGAGCUGGCCGAGUCGCUCUUCACGGCGGGGUUUGAACGCGACACGAAGCGGUUGCAGCACCGCAUGCGCACCGCGCCACCGAUGGCACUCCAGCGCGUCUUGAAGGGAGAUCGCAGCCAAACACAGCGCGAGAUGUAUGCGGACCUAACAAGAGACCAGCCUAGCCAACCUUCACUCUCUGGGAAGGUUCGAUCAGUAUAA